Fusarium musae is the source of this 1635-nucleotide messenger RNA. RefSeq lists its product as uncharacterized. Lineage: Eukaryota; Fungi; Ascomycota; Sordariomycetes; Hypocreales; Nectriaceae. Bases 1 to 1635 code for a protein of 544 amino acids. The transcript has a single exon. The record is from RefSeq and is a predicted model, not a curated record.
AUGUGGCUUAUCAACACAACGACAAUCGCUCUAGAGGUCAAGAACGUAUCAUCAACUCCCUAUGCCAUUCUGUCGCAUACCUGGGGUGAUGAUGAAGUCACAUUCGAAGACAUGACGACGGGCCAGGAAAAAGGAAAGAAAGGCUAUGUCAAGAUCAUACAUACUUGCAGACUAGCCAAAGAGAGAGGGAUUGCAUACGCAUGGGUCGACACUUGCUGUGUUGACAAGAGGAGCAGCGCCGAGCUGGCUGAAGCGAUCAACUCCAUGUUCAACUGGUACAAGCUCUCAGAAGUUUGCUUUUCUCACCUCGAAGAUUUAGAAAUUCAUCGCGGGCCGCAGGACGACCAGAUUCCUGGCUUGUCGUCUUGUCGAUGGUUCACCAGAGGGUGGACACUACAGGAACUGAUUGCUUCACGAAAUCUUGAGUUUUACGAUAGUGCCUGGAAUUACCGGGGAACCAAAGCAGGGCUGCGAGGCAGAAUCUCGGGCAUCACUGGUAUCGAUAUUGCAGUUCUAGAAGACAACGCUAUUCUGGAGACCAUACCAGUUGCGAAGCGCAUGUCAUGGGCGGCGGACCGAGAGACCACAAGAGUUGAGGAUCUAGCAUACUGCCUUCUCGGGAUCUUCGGUGUCAACAUGCCAAUGCUCUACGGAGAAGGGACCAAGGCCUUUGGCAGACUUCAAGAAGAAAUCAUAAAAGAAACAACCGACCUCUCCAUCUUUGCAUGGAAAGCCAAUUUAUCCAUAGGGAGACCCCUACGGGAAGUUCGACCACAAGAAUUUCGCGGUAUCCUCGCUUCAUCACCCUCCGAGUUCGUACACUGCAAAAACUUCCGCCGCACUUCAACAAUGAGAUACGGGUACGAAUAUAGCAUGACGAACAAGGGCCUUAGACUGGAGACGUUCCUUGGCGAGAGCGCGAACAGGGAAUACGUCCUCAACCUCGCAUGCGAAAUACCGGGCUACGGGAAACGAAAGGUUGGAGUUUAUCUCACAAAGACGGCUGAUGGCUUUGUCCGUAGCCGACCGCAUGAACUCUUCGAAACACAUGAUUCUCUGUUAUGGGCCGGUCCACGUCACAAGAUAUUUAUUCGGAAGCAAGUCACGCCCUUUGGUUCCACCGACUUGGUAAGGCGUCGCGAAAUGAAUAUAGCGUCGCAGUUCAAUAUUUGCCCUGGAUUCAAGCUCGUCUCCUUUGCAGCAAAGCCAGCGGAUCUAUGGGAUACUCUACGUCAGGAGUUCGUCACGGACAGCAGCGAACAGUUCACUGGCUUUCUCAACUUUCAGCUGGCCGAUAAUGCCAAGACCUUUAUGUAUCGGAUCUAUGUAGUAUGCGGCUUGGAAAUGAAUCCGUGGUCUGGGGAUCUGCAACCAUGGAUGAGUAUCUACAACUCCACGGAUAAAGAAUAUCUAGAUAUAAUGCGGUGCGUCGAUGGAUACUACAGUUCGUACGGAGAGGAAUACUACCUACAUGAACUGCGCGACUACGUCCUCAGUGGGGGGGAUGUUCGACCACAGGAAAUCAGCCUUCCUUCGAGUGAUGCCGCACAUCGCCUUCAUAUAUCUCUUGGGACUCUUCAGCGAUCUUCCGAUAAUUCACAUACUAUCACGGUUAAUGUUUCAAAUAUUGGAUGA